Messenger RNA from Juglans regia (Persian walnut), 3526 nucleotides. RefSeq names its product probable alpha,alpha-trehalose-phosphate synthase [UDP-forming] 7. Gene Ontology annotation, biological process: trehalose biosynthetic process. Gene Ontology annotation, cellular component: cytosol. Bases 313 to 2880 code for a protein of 855 amino acids. Gene Ontology annotation, molecular function: catalytic activity. The transcript is spliced from 4 exons. The record is from RefSeq and is a predicted model, not a curated record. NCBI's taxonomy places the organism in Eukaryota, Viridiplantae, Streptophyta, Magnoliopsida, Fagales, Juglandaceae.
UGUAUAUUGUAGAGAGAGAGAGAGAGAGAGGGAGAGAUUGGAAGGUGACUCUUGGGGAUAGACAGAGGACCAAACCAAAACCGAAAGAAACCCUAGAUUUCUUUCUGCUGAAAGAAUAUUGAUAUCUUUCGUUGUUUGGAUUCUCAGAUCCGAGCUUGCCUGAAGAAGGACAGGAAUGAUCUUAUUCUAGAGCUUUUGAUCGUGCCCAAUUAUAGUAAUUUCGGGACAGAAGCAAUCGUGGGUUUGGUGUAUAAUAUUGAGGUCUUGUGAAAGAUUUUGGAUUGGGAAUAUAUACCAUAAAAGCCGUUAAAAAUGAUGUCCAGAUCGUAUACCAAUCUUUUAGAUCUAGCUUCCGGAAACUUUCCCGUCAUGGGCCGUGAAAAAAAGCGCCUUCCACGCGUAAUGACCGUUCCGGGGGUCAUUUCUGAGCUUGAUGAUGACCAGGCCAAUAGUGUAACAUCAGACGUUCCAUCCUCUGUCAUUCAGGAUCGUAUCAUUAUUGUUGCUAAUCAGCUCCCUGUGAAAGCUAAGCGCAGACCUGAUAAUAAAGGCUGGAGUUUUAGCUGGGAUGAGGACUCUUUGUCAUUACAGCUGAAGGAUGGUUUACCUGAAGAUAUGGAGGUAUUGUAUGUAGGGUCUUUGAGGGUUGAUGUUGAUUCCAGUGAGCAAGAUGAUGUGUCACAGCUUUUGUUGGAUAGGUUUAAGUGUGUCCCUGCUUUUCUACCGCCCGAUAUUUUAUCAAAGUUUUAUCAUGGCUUUUGUAAACAGCAUUUAUGGCCGCUUUUUCAUUACAUGCUUCCCUUCUCUGCAAAUCACGGUGGACGGUUCGACCGGUCUUUAUGGGAGGCAUAUGUGGCAGCAAAUAAGAUUUUCUCACAAAGGGUGAUAGAGAUUAUAAACCCAGAGGAUGACUAUGUUUGGAUUCAUGAUUACCAUUUGAUGGUACUGCCUACCUUCUUGAGGAGGAGGUUCAAUAGACUACGGAUGGGGUUUUUUCUCCACAGUCCAUUUCCUUCAUCAGAGAUAUACAGGACCUUGCCAGUAAGGGAAGAGAUCCUCAAGGCACUUUUGAAUUCAGAUCUUAUUGGUUUCCACACUUUUGAUUAUGCUCGGCAUUUCCUGUCUUGUUGCAGUCGAAUGUUGGGUUUGGAGUAUCAGUCAAAAAGGGGUUAUAUUGGGUUGGAAUAUUAUGGGAGGACUGUGGGGAUAAAAAUCAUGCCAGUUGGAAUUCACAUGGGACAGACUGCAUCUGUUUUGAGACUCGCAGAUAAGGAGUGGAUGGUGGGGGAGCUAAAACAACAGUUUGAAGGAAAAACUGUGCUUCUCGGGGUUGAUGAUAUGGACAUCUUUAAAGGCGUUGAUUUGAAAUUGUUGGCAAUGGAACAGAUGUUGAAGCAGCACCCAAAGUGGCAAGGAAAGGCAGUUUUGGUACAGAUUGCGAACCCUGCUAGGGGAAGAGGGAAAGAUCUUGAGGAAAUACAGGCUGAGAUACAGGCAAGCUGCAAGAGGAUUAACAAAACUUUUGGCCGACCCGGUUAUGAACCAAUUGUUUUCAUAGAUAGACCAGUUACUCUCAGUGAACGAGCAGCAUAUUACACCAUUGCUGAGUGUGUUGUGGUCACAGCUGUGAGGGAUGGGAUGAAUCUUACGCCUUAUGAGUACAUUGUUUGCAGGCAGGGUGUUUCUGGGUCUGAGUCAAGUUCAGAAUUUAAUGGGCCCACAAAGAGCAUGCUAGUAGUAUCUGAGUUCAUUGGGUGUUCGCCUUCACUGAGUGGUGCAAUUCGGGUAAACCCGUGGAACAUCGAAGCAACUGCUGAGGCAAUGAAUGAGGCAAUUUCAAUGUCUGAUUCUGAGAAGCAAUUGCGGCAUGAGAAGCAUUACAGGUAUGUUAGCACGCAUGAUGUGGCAUACUGGUCGAGGAGCUUUUUCCAAGAUAUGGAAAGAACUUGCAAGGACCAUUUCAAAAGACGCUGUUGGGGAAUUGGUUUGAGCUUUGGUUUCAGGGUUGUGGCACUGGAUCCUAAUUUCAGAAAGUUGUCUAUCGAUGCCAUUGUAUCUGCAUAUUUGAGGUCCAGAAAUAGGGCUAUACUCUUGGAUUAUGAUGGCACUGUAAUGCCCCAAACUUCCAUCAACAAGACCCCAAGUCAAGAGGUUAUAUCAAUCAUAAACAUGCUUUGCAGUGAUGUUACAAACAUAGCGUUUGUUGUCAGUGGAAGAGGAAGGGAUAGUUUAGGCAAGUGGUUUUCUCCUUGCAAGAAACUUGGAAUUGCUGCUGAGCACGGUUACUUCAUGAGGUGGCCCGCAGAAGACGAGUGGGAAACCUGCGGACAGAAUAAUGAUUUUGGGUGGAUACAGAUAGCCGAGCCUGUUAUGAAAUUGUAUACUGAAUCAACCGACGGUUCUUAUAUUGAAACCAAGGAAAGCGCCUUGGUUUGGCACCAUCGGGAUGCUGACCCUGGUUUUGGAUCCGGCCAGGCUAAGGAGAUGUUAGAUCAUCUAGAAAGUGUGCUGGCAAAUGAACCUGUUUCUGUCAAAAGCGGUCAGUUCAUUGUGGAAGUGAAGCCACAGGGAGUCAGUAAAGGUGUGGUUGCAGAAAAGAUCUUUGCAGCAAUGGCGGAUCACGGAAAGCAGGCUGAUUUUGUACUGUGUAUUGGCGAUGACCGAUCUGAUGAGGACAUGUUUGAGAUCAUUGGCAAUGCAAUGAAUAGUGGUGUCCUCUCUUCUAAUACAUCAGUUUUUGCAUGCACUGUUGGACAGAAGCCAAGUAAAGCUAAGUACUAUUUGGAUGACACGACAGAGGUCAUAAACAUGCUUGAAGCUCUUGCAGAGGUUUCAAACUCUACACCCUCCCCCACAGAUGAAGCUGGAAGCUCCCCUUGAAAUCUUCCCUGCCUUUUCUGACUCCAGUGUCUUCUGCUUUAAACCAAUGGAGAAGAUAAGAAGCUGACCUGGGAUUGAAGGUGACGAUGACUCUCAUCUCUGUUUGAAGUAACUUGGUGGGAGAAACCUUAAAUGAUAUUUUCUGAUUGGUCCGUGGCCAUAUGCGAUUUAUUUUUGUGACGAACAAUGGAGCAGCGUGGUUUUUAAGCAGGAUUCUUUUGCAUAAGCUAAGACAUCUGAAGGAUUGACAGGACCUACCAUAUUGAUUCAUGGAGAGCCGACUGGAGUUGGAAGAACAGCCUAAAUAAUCGGUUGCAUCACAUACACAUAAAGGCUGCUCAGCCGGCCUAAUGCAAAUAUCAAACUGACCAAUGGCGUUCUUGUGCUUCUCACUUGAAAUUCUACCAGGGAUAAGUUGUUAAUGUUGGGAAAGAUGUUCAGGUGGGGUAACAGAAACAGGUUUUCAGCUGGUGUAGUAGACGACGCCUCAUUAGAUGAAACAGUACACUCUAGUGUCUUCUUCUUUUAGUUUUUUCUUCCCUCUUUAAAUUUUUGAGUGGAUUUUAUUUUGCAAUUGUUACUCCGAUAUAUUUUUAUUUUUUGGCUUAUUCUGUAAAUUUUAUAGCAAAAUAUUAGUUUUAUAUCC